Pelobates cultripes (western spadefoot toad) is the source of this 208-nucleotide messenger RNA. Lineage: Eukaryota; Metazoa; Chordata; Amphibia; Anura; Pelobatidae. The record is from the annotation of a GenBank genome assembly.
AACAUGGUUCGGAGAUGGAGGGCCCUUCGUCUAUACUCUAUAUCCCUCACGGGAGCCGUCUUUGUUUGGGUUCUCCCUGACCCACUUUUUCAUCUACCAUCGAGGAGACCUACAAGACUCUAUAGAGGAACCCUGGGUGCCCCGACUCCUACACGGACGUCAAAGUCGGGUUGCAACCUACCGCUGGGGUACUGCUCAGGAUGUGUAG